GAGAGAGACUGUGAGAGAGAGUGAGAGAUAGAGAGUGAGAGUGAGAGUGAGUGUUGUGUUGCGCGCGGAUGGCGUUCACCACUCUAUGUACUGAACAUUGAAUCCAUGCAUACAUUACAGUUAGAGUGCAAUCCAGUGCCACAACCAACUGAUCCCCGCAUUCACCCAAUUGUAUAGAUUGUGAAGAUAUGUGAAGAUAUGUUGCACUCGUAUGUGAAAUGUGUUCACCACUGAAGUGCAUCCCAUGUAUCCGUUCACACAUUUCUUCCUAUGGCUGUGUUUGGGUGCACUUUGGCUGAGGCUAUCGACCCCCUCCCCCGUCAGAGUGUCUGUGCCCAUCUCUCCAUCCAAUACUCCAAACGUUGAGGAAUUUUUGCUAAGAUAUGGAUAUUUAGGCGAAACGGACAGAAAUAGUAUCAAUUUGUUGAGUGCCGAUGGGCUCCGGGAUGCCAUCAUUGAGAUGCAAAAGUUUGCUAAUUUAGAGCCCACGGGUGUGGCCGACAACACGACACUCGCCCUCAUGAGUGGCAUGAGGUGUGGUAUCCCCGAUAUCAUCCAUUCUAGUCAACCACACAAACGCCGAUUCAAGCGAUACUUUCUUCAGGGAUCCAAAUGGAACCGAACGGCACUCACCUGGAGGUCAGUUGUCAGACACUCUUUGCUUACGAAGAAUAUCGCAUAA
This is a messenger RNA of Oppiella nova, 682 nucleotides long. NCBI's taxonomy places the organism in Eukaryota, Metazoa, Arthropoda, Arachnida, Sarcoptiformes, Oppiidae. The record is from the annotation of a GenBank genome assembly.